Tachysurus vachellii is the source of this 511-nucleotide messenger RNA. Its product is annotated as CD276 antigen homolog. Gene Ontology annotation, cellular component: external side of plasma membrane. Bases 104 to 475 code for a protein of 123 amino acids. The record is from RefSeq and is a predicted model, not a curated record. Lineage: Eukaryota; Metazoa; Chordata; Actinopteri; Siluriformes; Bagridae. Gene Ontology annotation, biological process: immune response; cellular response to lipopolysaccharide; cell surface receptor signaling pathway. The transcript has 4 exons.
AUCAGAUGUCAGGGUUGUUCAGUACUACCCCGGACACCCCUCUGGCUGAUUAAAAUAUUCGCCUUGUUGAUUUUGUUCCUGUUUCCUAAAGAACCCUUUAAUAAUGUUCUACAUCAUGAACUGGAGAUGUUUAUUAUUCUUCAUGGUCCAUCUGCUGAUACACAAUGUGUUGGUGCAGAGCAUUGAGACUCGUGAAGCCAUCGUAGGUGAUACAGUCAUCUUACCAUGUUCCACUGUAGCGGGUGGGGAUGUGUUUUGGCAAGAUGAUGAAGAAACAGUGGUGAUUAAUAUCAUCAAGAAUGAAGAAAACUUUCUAAACCAGGACCCAAAAUACAAAGGCAGAGUUCAAACUUUUCAAACUGAGAUUGCAAAAGGAAACUUCUCCAUCAAGCUGAGUAAUGUGAAGCUCUCUGACUCGGGAACUUACACUUGUCACCCCACGGCUCAGCGUGUAGAACUGACUGUUAAAGUUUAACGACCCAGUCUCCCACACUGCAGGGUCAAUAUACAA